Messenger RNA from Sorghum bicolor (sorghum), 1501 nucleotides. Its product is annotated as 3-dehydroquinate synthase homolog. NCBI's taxonomy places the organism in Eukaryota, Viridiplantae, Streptophyta, Magnoliopsida, Poales, Poaceae. Bases 84 to 1307 code for a protein of 407 amino acids. Gene Ontology annotation, molecular function: oxidoreductase activity; 3-dehydroquinate synthase activity. The record is from RefSeq and is a predicted model, not a curated record. The transcript is spliced from 10 exons. Gene Ontology annotation, biological process: aromatic amino acid biosynthetic process.
GUAGGAGUACGAGUACUGGAGGAGGAAGGAGGUUCCGGACGGACGAGGAUGACGACAGAAAGCUCUGAUAAUCAGUCAUCACAAUGGGGUCAAUGGCAGCAUCCUCCUCCCUGGGCUCUGCCAAAGCCCUAGCGUGCUCCCACGCCUCCCUCCUCGCGCCCCAAUUCCAAAGACCAGUGGUCGCGCCAGCUCCGUCGCGCCGCACUUCCGUCAGGAUGCGCGCUUCUGCUACUGCUGCCCCGGCGGAGCCGAAGAAGACCGUCUGGGUGUGGACCGAGAGCCGGCAGGUGAUGACGGCGGCCGUGGAGAGGGGCUGGAGCACUUUCCUCUUCGGAUCCAAAGAUCUCGGCAAGGACUGGUCAUCAACUGCUCGCAUCAAUCCUCUAUUCAUUGAUGGCCCGGAGAUUUUCAAUGGGGAAAACCAAAAGGUUGCUGUAAUUUCACAAGUCUCUUCGCCCAGUGAACUUGACCGUGUACAACCUGAAAAUGCCGAAGCCGAGAACAUUGUCAUAGACUUUCGAGGUGAUUGGCAGGUUAUACCGGCAGAAAAUAUAGUUGCUGCUUUCCAAGGAUGCAAAGGAACUGUAUUGGCUGUUUCAACCAACUCAACUGAGGCACAAGUUUUUCUUGAGGCCUUGGAGCAAGGGCUUGAUGGAGUUGUACUUAAAGCAGAUGACAUGGAUGAUAUCAUUAAGCUCAAGGAUUAUUUUGACAGAAGGAACGAGGCAAAGAGUCAAUUACCAUUGACAAAGGCUACUGUAUCAAAGGUUGAGGUUGUUGGUAUGGGUGAUCGUGUUUGUGUCGAUCUUUGCAGUAUCAUGCGACCUGGUGAAGGCCUUCUGGUUUGUGUUGGAUCUUAUGCAAGAGGAAUGUUUCUUGUUCAUUCUGAAUGCUUGGAGACUAAUUACAUUGCAAGCAGGCCUUUCAGAGUCAAUGCAGGUCCUGUGCAUGCAUAUGUCACCGUUCCUGGUGGCAAGACAAGCUACCUCUCAGAGUUGGGGUCAGGAAAGGAAGUCAUCAUCGUCGAUCAAAAUGGGCUAUGGCGUACUGCAAUUGUGGGUCGUGUGAAAAUUGAAUCAAGGCCUCUCAUCCUUGUAGAAGCAAAGGAUAACUCUGGAGAUGACACGUAUAGCAUUUUUCUACAAAAUGCAGAAACAGUUGCACUUAUCAUCCCUGACACGGGAUCAAGUGGAAGAACAGCUAUUCCUGUGACUUCCCUGAAAGUCGGUGAUGAAGUUUUGGUGAGGAAACAGGGCGGCGCCCGUCACACUGGGAUAGAGAUUCAGGAGUUUAUUGUUGAGAAAUGAAAGUAGAAACACUGAAUGCACCUGUUACCUCAGGUAGAGAGAUUCAGGAGUUUAUUGUUGAGAAAUGAAAAUAGAAACGCUGAAUGCACCUGUUACCUCAUUACCUGGUACCAACUUUCACGUCAUUUUGAACAAAAAAAUGAUGUAUGGUUGCAACAUUCAUCUAUUCUGCUGUUGAUAAUUGUGCAACUCAA